AUGCCCUGUGGUCAAAGUGGCGAAUCUCAAUCGCGAGCAUCCAAACGCCGGAAGAGCAUCUCUUCUUAUCGGGGAUCUUCCGCCUUCCUACCAGUGCGGACGCAUUUAGAGAGACUGCGUUUACCGCUGAACCGCAAGAAAGCAAGUGUCCUCUCCCUCUGUGAGAAAGAAUUACGUGCUAGGCACCUUGACGAAAGCCCAACAGAGGAGCAGGCUAAAAAUUCACAGAAAACGGGCCUUGAUUCAGAACAGAAGCGUUUCUCCAUCCCAGCUAACCAAUCGCCACUGAGAGGCGAUAUAGAAACCAAGGAUUAUUCACUCCACGAGAAUUCCAAAAAAUCAGAGCAGAACACAUUGACUGGCGGUUUCUAG
Molecule: messenger RNA, 372 nt
Organism: Dibothriocephalus latus
Lineage: Eukaryota; Metazoa; Platyhelminthes; Cestoda; Diphyllobothriidea; Diphyllobothriidae
Source: the annotation of a GenBank genome assembly